UUCCCUCUCUUACAUCUCUCAACCACUGUUUCAGUGUAUCUAUGUUCUUUCAUGGAAUCCCUACAAUUCACACCGCAUUACCACCAAUUCCCAAUCCAUUUUACUAACAAACUCUCUCCCAAACUCAAACCCAAAAUCUUCUUCAGGGCCUUUUCUGUUUCUUCUUCUCAUUCUGUUUCUUCUUCCACUCUCACCCAAACCCAGAAUCUGAGUGACCCUCCAAUCGUAGUUCCUGAGAAAAAGCGCAGGGUUAAGGUUUCUGAUACCCAAUUCAAAGAGAAUUGGUUAGCUUCACUCUCUUACCCUUUUCCAGAAAAGACCCCUCUUUUGAAUUCUGAGCAUGACCCGACCCAACAAAAUGACGGGUUCAAAUGGGUCCUUGGAAUUGACCCAGAUGUCUCUGGUGCAGUUGCACUGUUGAAAACUAACGGUUCCGUUUGUUCAGCUCAGGUAUUUGACUCUCCUCAUGUGAAAAUACUGGUUGGCCAGAAAAAUAGGACUCGAAGGCGCUUAGAUGCGAAGUCUGUUGUUCAGUUAGUUCGUAGUUUUGAUGCUCCAAUUGGAACCACUGCGUAUAUAGAGCAGUCGCUCCCUUUUCCACAAGAUGGGAAACAGGGCUGGUGGAGUGGAGGAUUUGGAUAUGGGCUAUGGAUUGGCAUCUUAGUUGCCUCAGGGUUUUCUGUUAUUCCAGUGCCAUCUUUCACUUGGAAAGCAAAAUUUGAACUCUCUGGAAGCAUGACUUCUAAGGAUGAUAGCAGGAGACUUGCAUCCACAUUAUUUCCAUCACUGACUUCCAUGUUAAGUAGGAAAAAAGAUCAUGGAAGGGCAGAGGCUUUACUAAUUGCAGCAUAUGGUCAAGAUCAAAGCAAAAGCUUGGAAUCAUCUUGUUGUGACAAAUUUGAAACCUGAAAAUUGGCAUAUUCAAGAGCUUCAGUUCUCUUCUUCUGCCCUCUCUUUCCAUUUUGUAAUUUUGGCCUAAAUAGUAUUGUAUACUUUUUGUUUGUUAUCUUAUUACCAUGCCAAUAUUUUCUCUUCAAA
Messenger RNA from Vigna unguiculata (cowpea), 1038 nucleotides. RefSeq names its product Holliday junction resolvase MOC1, chloroplastic-like. Gene Ontology annotation, molecular function: crossover junction DNA endonuclease activity. NCBI's taxonomy places the organism in Eukaryota, Viridiplantae, Streptophyta, Magnoliopsida, Fabales, Fabaceae. The record is from RefSeq and is a predicted model, not a curated record.